AUUUCAUGAAAGUUAACUUGAGCAGUAUGCUGGUAUGCAAGGCAUUUGCAGCGUCAUCAAGGGAUAUUAUUAUGUCAUAUGCUUGUUUCAUGACGGCAUUUGUGUAUGACGUCACUUUGAUUUAUAUUGGUACUGAAGUGAAAUGUUUAAUCCAGCUGCUCUGAGACUCUACAAAGACCAGGAGGCAAACAAGAAAAAAUUGACAAAGAAAACAACAAGAAAUGAUAUACCAGUUGGUAGUACAGCUCUUGUACAAUCAGAUCUUCAUACAGUGAUGAAGCAGCAGAGAGGCCACGGAGAAUGGAAUUUUGAAAUGACAAAGUUUAUCGGGAAAAAGGGCAAUGUAGUGGACAAUCUUCCAGGAGGCGAUGUGAACGUCAAAUUUAAUUCAUUCGAAAUUUACCGAAUGAACAGACAUAGUUUGUACUUCGGUGAGAGAAAGCGAAACCGCAGUGGAACUAAACCGUCGAACAAUUUGUUUGUGGCUGGCGACAUUGUGCGUCUAAAAAUUCGCCCAGAUGAUCUAUAUAGCCACCUUCAGCUUCUUCGAAUACCAGCUCAGUUUAUUACGAUUGUAGGAGAUCUUGCCGAGUUUGUUGGCUACAUUGAUGAAGUGAGAUGCGUUGUUAAGUUCGGAGAUGGCGUACAAUUUGAAAUGGAUGUUCAGUUAGUGGAGAAGGUUCUAGAGGAUGCUGCAGUAGUUGGCAACGAUUUGAAAGUCAAAGAUCAAGCUAUUGGGGUGGGCAAGGAUGUUGUGCUGUCUGUAGGUCCAGAAAGUUUCGUGAAAACCUGUCUUAAAGAUUUCAAACCUGGAUUUGAAAAGGCCUUAACUGAAGUCGCAAAGGUUGUUGGAUACGAUGAGAAUGGCAAUGCAGUGAUUAAGUACUCUGAUGGUAAAAUGUACAAGCUUCCUGAUGAGUAUCUAUGCAGUCCGAGACCUCAGUGGGCUCGACCAAAAGAGGGAGAAGUUAGAAUAUUUGAUUGGAAUCUUGAAACUAAAAAUUUGUCUCCAUUGGUUCCAAGCAUUAUAUCAGCAUUUGAAACAGACAUUCUUCACUCCGUCACAGAGGUUCUGAAAGCAAACGGAGAAACAGAUGCCUUGAAUUGGAAAAGUAAUGUUGCAAAGGAUACCACAUCUGAGAAUACAAGCGUCUUAGAUUUGACAUUUCCCGUCGAACUUGAAGAUUUUGACAAGUUUAAAGAGGAACUAAUGAGUAAACUCAAACAUGAUGAAAUCCAUUCCCAGAUGGAAAAUGAAGUACUUGUGAUAAAAUCAAAUGACCAAUUGUAUAAGGUUCGUUUCAUGUUUGGAUCUGAAGUAAAUGAUGCAGGAGAUUUGUCAAAUAUAGACGGGAAUGAGUCAGGAAAGGGCAAAUCUCAACCAACUCCCGCUGUGUUUGGAAGAUCACUAUCUGUGACUGAAACGAUUUCUGAAUCUGAACCAGCGGCGAAUCUGGCAACACCAUUUGGUCCAGCCUCGAACACCGGCAUUCACAGCAUUCAAAUACCAGCAGGAGUGACCCAAGUGGUGCUGCAACUGGGUGGGGUUGGCCAAUUACCGGCAGCCCUUCCAGCUGCGGCCCCAGUUCAGGAGGCACGUCAAGGAAGCUUAUCCAUAAGUCCUGCUAAUUCAACAGUGAUUAACAUGUACGGCGACGGUGAAAACAAAGUCUACAUAGAUAAGAGCUAUAUCCGCUCUGUUAACGCAUAGAUCGAAGUGUAUAGUUUUUAUCAUUGGCCUGUAAUCAAGAUAAAAAGGAAUUAAAUUGGAGCAUUUUUUAAGUGAUAAUUUUUAAUGAACUUGCGCGCUAUGCGCUUUCCCCUUGUGACUCUGUUUUUUUAAUCUAUGAUUUAAUUUUUGGUUAAUUCGUGAAAAUUUUUCAAUAUUUAUUG
This is a messenger RNA of Styela clava, 1893 nucleotides long. Lineage: Eukaryota; Metazoa; Chordata; Ascidiacea; Stolidobranchia; Styelidae. The record is from RefSeq and is a predicted model, not a curated record.